Molecule: messenger RNA, 6180 nt
Organism: Mugil cephalus (flathead mullet)
Lineage: Eukaryota; Metazoa; Chordata; Actinopteri; Mugiliformes; Mugilidae
Product: unconventional myosin-Va-like
Exons: 40
Coding region: 193-5673 (1826 amino acids)
Biological process (GO): actin filament organization; vesicle transport along actin filament
Cellular component (GO): cytoplasm; myosin complex; vesicle
Molecular function (GO): microfilament motor activity; ATP binding; actin filament binding
Source: RefSeq, a predicted model, not a curated record
UCGUGGCCGGUUCGGGCACGAGCUGCUGUCUGUUGCUGCAGCGGUUGGUUUGAUCGUCCCGUAGCUGAGAGAAACGGGAAAGUAGCUCAGGAAAGUUUUUUUUUUUUGUUGUUCCAGGAGUCACUAAAAUGUUCCACCCUCCUCUCUGCGGACAGAGGACAUUUCUGAGGAGCCACUGAGCAAGUUGAGGACAUGGCAGCGUCUGAACUUUACUCCAAGGAUGCCCGUGUGUGGCUCCCAGAUGCAGCAGAAGUGUGGAAGUCAGCAGAGCUUAUCAAAGACUACACUCCAGGGGACCUGUCCCUGUCUCUACAGCUGGAGGAUGGCACGAAAGUGGAGCACAAAAUAGAUCCCCGAACCAACAACCUGCCGCCGCUUAGGAACCCCAACAUCCUGGUGGGGGAAAAUGACCUCACGGCGCUCAGCUACCUCCAUGAGCCGGCAGUGCUACACAACCUUAAAGUGCGCUUUAUUGACUCCAAGUUGAUUUACACAUACUGUGGGAUUGUCCUGGUUGCCAUCAAUCCUUACGAGAGCCUUCCUAUCUAUGAAGCUGACAUCAUCAAUGCCUACAGUGGACAAAACAUGGGGGACAUGGACCCCCACAUCUUUGCGGUAGCUGAGGAAGCAUACAAACAGAUGGCCAGAGAUGAAAGAAAUCAGUCCAUCAUAGUCAGUGGUGAGUCUGGAGCUGGCAAAACCGUCUCUGCUAAGUACGCUAUGCGUUACUUUGCCACAGUCAGCUGCUCUUCUAGUGACACCAACAUCGAGGAGCAAGUUCUUGCAUCUAGUCCCAUCAUGGAGGCUCUCGGUAAUGCCAAGACAACAAGGAAUGACAACAGCAGUCGUUUUGGGAAGUACAUUGAGAUUGGGUUUGACAAGAAGCAUUCUAUUAUCGGUGCUAACAUGAGGACCUACCUCCUGGAGAAGUCAAGAGUUGUGUUUCAGGCCCACGGAGAAAGAAACUACCAUAUAUUCUACCAGCUGUGUGCUUCUUCACAUUUACCAGAGUUCAAAGCCUUCAAGUUAGGUUGUGCAGAGGAUUUCCACUGCACUAACCAGGGUCAGAGCCCAACCAUAGAUGGAGUGGAUGAUGCCAAAGAGAUGUGCAAUACCAGGAGAGCUUUCUCAAUGUUGGGGAUUGGUGAAAGUGAUCAAAUAGAGAUCUACCAAAUUUUGUCAGCUAUUCUCCAUCUAAGCAAUGUGGAGGUUAAAGACCAGUCAGUCGACCGAUGCAGCAUCUCGCCGGAUAAUGUCCACCUGAUGGUCUUCUGUGAGCUGAUGGGAGUGCCUUGUGAUGAAAUGGCUCAUUGGUUAUGUCACAGGAAACUCAAGACGACCACAGAGACAUAUGUUAAGUCUGUUUCUAAAGCGAAUGCGGUGUAUGGCCGGGAUGCACUAGCCAAACACAUCUACGCCAGACUCUUCAGCUGGGUUGUUGGCCGUAUAAACAGUGCCUUAAAAUCUGCACUGAAACAGCAUUCGUUCAUUGGAGUACUUGAUAUUUACGGGUUUGAAACAUUUGACGUGAACAGCUUUGAACAGUUCUGCAUCAAUUAUGCCAAUGAGAAGCUUCAGCAACAGUUCAACCUGCACGUCUUCAAACUGGAGCAAGAAGAGUACAUGAAAGAGGAGAUCCCUUGGUCAUUGAUCGACUUCUACGACAAUCAGCCGUGCAUUAAUCUCAUCGAGGCAAAGCUUGGCGUCCUGGACCUCCUGGAUGAGGAAUGCAAAAUGCCGAAAGGCUCUGACGACACGUGGGCACAGAAGCUGUACAACACCCUCCUGAAGCAGAAUACCCACUUUGAUAAACCCAGGUUAUCAAACAGAGCUUUCAUCAUCCACCACUUUGCUGACAAGGUGGAAUACCAGUGUCUGGGGUUCGUGGAGAAAAAUAAGGACACAGUCAACGAGGAACAGAUAAAUGUGCUAAAAAAGAGCAAGUUCGAGUUGCUGCUGAGGCUGUUUGAAGAAGAUGAGAAGGCAAAACGUUCAGGCAACAAACCUGCCAGCGUCACUGGAAGGGCCGGGCCAGCUCCGAGAGAUAAUAAGAAGACAGUGGGACUGCAGUUCCGUCAGUCUCUGCAUUUGCUGAUGGACACACUAAAUGCUACAACUCCUCACUACGUCCGCUGCAUCAAACCAAAUGACCAUAAAUCGCCAUUCACCUUGGACCCAGUCAGGGCCGUGCAGCAGCUUCGAGCAUGUGGCGUCCUCGAAACGAUACGGAUCUCUGCAGCAGGCUUCCCUUCCAGAUGGACAUAUCAAGAGUUCUUCCAUCGUUACCGAGUGCUCAUGAAGCAAAAGGACGCUCUUCCUGAUCAAAAACAGACCUGCAAAAACCUCCUGGAAAAACUUAUAAAGGACCGGGAGAAAUAUCAGUUUGGAAGAAACAAGAUCUUCUUCCGGGCUGGUCAGGUGGCUUACUUGGAGAAGUUACGUUCUGACAAACUGCGUAUAGCUUGUGUUCGCAUCCAGAAGACCAUCCGCUGCUGGCUGGCCCGCAAAAAGUACCUGAGGAUGAGAGAGUCUGCCAUCACUAUUCAGAGACAUGUACGGGGCCACCAGGCCCGCUGUUAUGUGAAGUUUCUGCGGCGAACCAGAGCAGCUGUUGUCAUUCAGCGCAAUGUGCGAAUGUGGUCGGGAAAGAGACGCUACCAGCAGCAGCGCUCUGCAGCUAUCACUGUUCAGUGCUUCUGGAGGUCCUACAUGGCUAGAAAGCAGUACUACAAGUUGAUGUAUGAGCAUAAGGCCAUGGUCAUUCAGAAGUGGGUGAAGUGCUGGCUGGCCAAGCAGCGCUACAGACGCAUUCGAGCGGCCAUCAUCCUGCUGCAGAGCUGUGUGCGUCGCAUGAGCGCCAAGAAGGAACUAAAGAAGUUGAAGGUGGAAGCUCGCUCCGUGGAACACUUCAAGAAGCUCAACAUUGGCAUGGAGAACAAGAUUAUGCAACUGCAACACAAGAUAAACGAGCAGCAAAAAGAAAACAGAGAGCUCAGUGAGAUGCUGAGUGUUGUGGAGAAGGCCCAGACUGUGGAGAGAGACAGACAGAGCAGAGAGAUAGAAAAUCUUCGUAGGUCAGAACAGGAGGCCCGAGCCAAGGCGGAGACGCUUCCCUCGCUGCUGGAGCAGCUCUCCUUCCUUCAAGAACGGCUGGAAAUCACCUGCAGAGAAAAAGAAGACCUGGAAGAGCAGACAAAGGCCUAUAAGGAGGAGACACAACAGGUUUUAGAUGAGCUUAAUAUGAAGAACAGCUUGAUGGAGAACAACAUCGAUGAGCUGAGCAAGCAAAUCCUUGAACAAGCCCAGGAGCUGACAGACAUUAAAUCCAACGCUGAGAACACCAAACAGCUGGAGAAGGAUUUAACGGAAGAACGUUCUCGCUACCAAAGUCUGCUGAGUGAACACCUGCAUCUGGAGGAGCUGCACAGAGACCUGAAGGAGGAGAUGAAUGACAGCAUUGUGAGGAACUCCACUAUUUCAAGGCAAUCUAGUCACAAGAGGACAGAUUCCAACUACAGCAGUAACUCAUCUGAGUUUAGUCUGAGCUUGGGCUCAACUGAGGGUGAUGACGUCUCCGUACAAGCAGAGGAUGAGACCCCGGCUGCAGUGGACCUGCCAAUUCUUCUGAAGCUCCAGAUGAGAGUGAAGGAACUGGAGCAGGACAAACAGUCACUAUGGCAACAGCUGGAUAAAAAGGAGGAAGCCCAGCAAGAAACGGCGAAAGAGGUGGAGGAGCAAAAAACCGUUGGCAGAGCACAACUGGAUUUGGAAUCAAUAAAGCGACAAGAACUGGAAUCUGAGAACAAGAAACUGAAGCAGGAUCUAAAUGAGCUGAGGAAAUCUCUGACCGCUGAGAGCGGUGAUUUGAUACCCCCCGCCCCCGGCUCUCUGCCCUACAACAUACUGCUGGAACAACUCAGCUCCUCCAAUGACGAGCUGGAGAUGCGAAAAGAGGAAGUGCUGCUCCUCCGGUCGCAUAUGGUCCGCCAAGAGGCUCUGAAGCAUAGGGACUCUGCAUUUGGCGAAAGUGUGAAGUUAGAUCUCAGUGAAAUGCCUUCGUUUCAAGGUGUUAACAGAUCCACUGACAUCCACACUCUGAAUGAAGACGGAGAGCUGUGGCUGGCCUACGAAGGCUUGAAAGAGACCAACAGGCUGCUUGAGUGCCAGAUGCAGGAGCAGGAACGCGUUCACGAUGAGAAGUACAGGACGCUGGAGGAGGAGGUGAACAAACUGAAGGAGGAAAAGAAGCAGGAGCAGAAGCUGUUGGCUCAGAGCCUCCUCUUGCCUGAAGACGCCCGAAUAGAGGCGAGCCUGAAGCAUGAGAUCACGCGACUCACCAAAGAGAACCUGGAACUCUUGGAGCAUCAGGAAAAACAAGACGAAACCAUACGAAAGCUUAAAAAACAACUGAAGCUUUACAUGAAAAAAGUAGAAGAUUUUGAAGCGAGUCUUCCGCGAAAGAAUAGCUCUUCUGUGACGAACGUCCCCGUCAGGACCGUGAACAUCACCCGGAAGGAGAAAGAGUACCAGGGCAUGUUGGAGUACAAGGAGGGUGACGAGAGCCGCCUGCUUAAGAAUCUGGUCAUAGAUCUAAAGCCGCGUGGUGUAGCAGUCAGCUUCAUUCCAGGACUUCCGGCCUACAUCAUCUUCAUGUGCUUACGAUAUGCAGACAACGUGAAUGACGACCAGAGAGUCAGCACUCUUCUCAAUUCCACCAUCAGCAGCAUCAAAAGUGUCAUUAAGAGGAGAGGAGACGACUAUGAAGUGGUGUCUUUCUGGCUGGCCAACACGUGCCGGUUAAUGCACUGUCUGAAGCAGUACAGUGGAGAUGAGGGAUUCACGAUCCACAACACCGCCAAGCAGAACGAGCACUGCUUGACCAAUUUUGAACUGUCAGAGUACCAGCAGGUCUUUGGCGACCUGGCUAUUCAAAUUUACCGUCAGCUCAUCAAAGGCAUGGAGCGCAUCCUGCAGCCCGUCAUAGUGGCGAGCAUGUUGGAGCACGAGACAAUCCAGGGUGUUUUAGGCUCCAAACCAACAGGUCUGAGGAAGAGAAGCACCAGUUUCCCAGAGCAGGAUGUGACAGUGGAAGACCUCCUGCAGCGUCUCAGCGUCAUGUACACCACCAUGAAGCAGCACGGAAUAGACUCAGACCUCAUCAAGCAGGUGGUCAAGCAGCAGUUUUACAUCAUCUGUGCGCUCACACUCAACCAUCUGCUGCUGCGCAAGGACAUGUGCUCCUGGAGCAAAGGCCUGCAGAUCAGGUACAAUGUUUGGCAGCUGGAGGAGUGGCUGUCAGAGAGGGAGCUGACAGACUGCGGAGCGAAGGAGACACUGGAGCCUCUCGUACAGGCCGCACAGCUUCUGCAGAUCAAGAAGAAGACAGAAGCAGAUGCCCAGGCUAUCUGCAACAUGUGCAAUGCCCUCACCACAGCACAGAUUGUCAAAAUACUGACUCUGUACACCCCAGUGGUUGAGUUUGAAGAGCGGGUCUCUAGCGAUUUCAUCGCAACUAUUAAAAGCCUUUUAAAAGACAGAAAGGAAUCAUCCAGCUUAAUGAUGGACGCCAAGCAGAUCUUCUCCGUCACCUUCCUGUUCACGCCCUCCUGCGUUCCUCUGGACACCAUUCAGAUCCCUGCUAGUCUUAACCUGGGCUUCCUAAACCGCAUCUAGACCAGUGACAGCCCUGACACUCGGACCUUGUUCUCUGAACUCUGCUCACCAGAGUAAAAAAAUGUAUUUUUCUCUAAAGUUUGCACAAGAUUAUUUUAAUGAUCAGCUUUAAUAAUAAGACUCCAAAAAGCACGAUUUAUUGGUUCUUUGUAGAGACAGAUUAACGACUGUAUAAUCAGAGAAUACGUUAAAAGUAUCUUAAAGGUCGUCUCAUGACAAACUACUACACACUGUGGUAUUCGUGUAUUUGUGCCUGAAAACUGAAACAAGGAAAGUUAUAUCACAACUUCCUGGAAACCAUGAAUUGUUUCAUCUCAAAUGAGUUGACAUGCAUCUGAUGUUUAAAAUGUUAGAAAUGUCUUCAGGAGUUUUAUUUUUGUAACUUUGGAUUUCUGUAACUUAAUGUUGCCGUUGGUAUUUAUGUCAAGACAGGGAGACGGAAUAGAAAAUUCCUUGGCUGGUCUUAAUGUCGUCAGUAAUAUUAAACGCUGACUUUUCAGAAAGGUG